AUGAUUAGAACGAUUAAACCAAAGAAUGCUCGUUCUAAGAGAGCUUUAGCAAAGAAAGAAGCUAAACUUGUGGAGAAUCCCAAAUCUGCAUUAUUUGUACCUGGAUCCACUGGUAAUAAGUUUUUACAUGAUGCUAUGUGUGAUUUGAUGGCAUUGAAGAAACCUUUAGCUCAAAAGUUUACCAGAAAGAAUGAGAUUAGACCAUUUGAAGAUGCUUCAGAUUUGGAGUUCUUUUCUGAAAAGAAUGAUACUUCAUUAAUGGUAUUUUCUUCUCACAAUAAGAAAAGACCAAACACAUUGACAUUUGCUCGUUUCUUCAAUCAUAAGGUGUAUGACAUGUUAGAGAUGUCUAUUUUAGGAACCCCCAAAUUAAUUCAAGAUUUCAAAAAGACUACAUUCUCUUUAGGAUUGAAACCCAUGUUUUCUUUCAAUGGACCAGCAUUUGAUUCUCAUCCAGUUUAUCAACAAGUGAAAUCUUAUUUCCUUGAUUUCUUUAGAGGAGAAGAAACCCCCUUACAAGAUGUUGCUGGAUUACAAUAUGUGAUUUCUAUUUCUGUUGGAGAAAUUGAAGAUUCAAAUUCUACAACACAACAACUUCCACUUGUUCAUUUUAGAGUUUACAAGAUAAAAUCCUUUAAAUCCGGCCAAAAGCUUCCUAGAAUUGAACUUGAUGAAAUAGGACCUCGUUUUGACUUUAAAAUCGGUAGACGUACAAUUCCAUCACCCGAAAUUGAAAAGGAAGCCUUGAAGAAACCUAAGCAAUUGCAAGCAAAGGAAAAGAAGAAUGUUUCUACUGACUUUAUGGGUGACAAGGUUGCACAAAUUCAUGUUGGUAAGCAAGAUUUGAGUAAGAUGCAAACAAGAAAGAUGAAGGGUUUGAAGGCCAAAUAUGAUCAAGACAGUGACUUUGAUGAGGAGAAUGAAGCUGAUGUGAUUUCAGAUUAUGAAGAAGACCAGCCUUCUUCAAAGAAGAGAAAGGUAUAA
This is a messenger RNA of Lizanozyma spartinae, 984 nucleotides long. RefSeq names its product rRNA-binding ribosome biosynthesis protein (gene RPF2). Bases 1 to 984 code for a protein of 327 amino acids. The transcript is spliced from 2 exons. The record is from RefSeq and is a predicted model, not a curated record. Gene Ontology annotation, biological process: ribosomal large subunit assembly; maturation of LSU-rRNA from tricistronic rRNA transcript (SSU-rRNA, 5.8S rRNA, LSU-rRNA). Gene Ontology annotation, molecular function: rRNA binding. Gene Ontology annotation, cellular component: nucleolus. NCBI's taxonomy places the organism in Eukaryota, Fungi, Ascomycota, Pichiomycetes, Serinales, Debaryomycetaceae.